AUGGAUAGUGAUCAGAGCUUUCUGGAGGAACUUAGUGACUGGAGUGGAUCAAGCAGCCAAAAUGAAAAAGAGCCGAAUGCAAUCAACAAACACAGCCAUGUAACACAUUCCGGGCAGUGCACGCUAGAUGGAGGGACAGUUUAUGAAGAGGUGAAAGAGAGUGUGAGUUUCAGCAAGACGCACCAUGAAUUAAACCAGGGUAAUCUUGGCACAAUAAUUUAUCCCUCCAAUUUGGAGGUGAGGAAGUAUCAGGAGGAAAUUGUCAAGAAAGCGGUUAUGGAAAAUGUUUUGUGCUCUCUUCCAACGGGUCUCGGUAAGACAUUUAUCGCGGCAACGGUGAUGCUGAAUUUCUACCGGUGGGUGGAGCGGGCGAAAAUAAUUUUUAUGGCACCGACGAGACCGCUUGUGGCCCAGCAGAUGCGCGCGUGUUACGGUAUCGCGGGACUCCCGCUGGAGGACACCGCGGUUCUUGUGGGGGUUACCCGAAAAGAUCGGGCUGUUCUGUGGGAGACGCGACGAGUUUUUUUUUCCACCCCGCAGAUGGUUGCCAACGAUUUACUUUCCGGGCUCGUUGACCCGCGAAAUGUAUGCUGCGUAGUGGUAGACGAGGCUCACCGGGCUCGGGGUGGCAGUUAUGCCUACUGCAAAGUUGUAGAAAGGCUUGACAAAUUAAAUACGAGUUUCCGUGUUCUUGCCCUAACUGCUACUCCAGGUGCAACAGUCGAAUCUGUUCAGAAAGUCGUCGAUAAUCUUGAUAUAUCUUCAAUUCAACUAAGAACUGAUAAAGAUCCUGAUGUACUCCAGUACAUGAAUUCACGCUCACUAGUCGAAAUUGACUGCGAUAUCACUCCGGAAAUCCAGCAUGCGGUGAUUCUUAUUUCCGAAGCCAUUUUACCUGUGUUAAAGCGGGCCAACUCCGCCGGAAUUUACGAUAUUACUGACCCUGCGCGGAUCAAUCAAUUCAUGGCCUUGGAGAAGUCACGUGCCGUUGUUGCCAAUCAUAGACUUCCAGAGGGUCUCAAGUGGACAUAUUUCUUUAUCCUACGGCUACUUUCCGAGGUUGGCAACUUUUUCCGCCGUCUUAAUGUCUACGGAAUUGUAACCUUUUACGGCUUUUUCCUUGACAAGUACACAGAGUUCACCACAAAGUACCAGAUGAAGAAAUCAACCAAUAAGUUGGCGGCGUCGUUUUACUUCAGUCCCCAAAUAUCAGAGCUCAAAAGUUAUAUCGAAAAACUGAUUGCCGAGGAUUCGAAGAAUUCUGCAAAUCCUGGCCUUAAAGUUGUUGCUGGUACAUUUUCCCACACAAAAUUCCAGGAACUAGUUAAAAGAGUUACCACAUUUUUGCAGCAGAAGGAGCAUGAAAGCCACGGAAAUUCAUCCAUAAUUGUCUUCACCGAAUUUCGGGACAACGCACUUGAGAUUGUCCGUUGCCUUGAAAGUGCCAAUAAGCUUGUUUCUUCUGCAGAUUCGCACUCCAAGGAUUUAGUUCGACCCCACAUUUUCAUCGGACAGGCGAAAGAGAAGAGCCGAUUUGAUGAAGAGACAUUUCGGAGCACUAAAGGUCGUAAAAAGAAGAAGAACCCCAAGAAGAAGAAAAAGAAUGAAAAGAAUUCCGAUAGUCCGUUGGCCACUCGCUUGGGAUCUUCUGAAACUGCGCAGGCUAAGGGAAUGUCACAGAAAGAUCAGAAAGAACUUCUCUCAAAGUUUAAGGAUGGCGUUUACAAUGUGUUGGUGGCAACUUCAAUUGGAGAAGAAGGUCUAGAUAUUGGAGAGGUGGAUAUGAUUGUCUGCUUUGAUUCUACAUCCUCUCCAAUCAAAAAUAUCCAGCGAAUGGGAAGAACUGGUCGUAAAAGAGCUGGCAAUGUUGUUAUGUUGUUCAGCUCCAAUGAGCGUGAAAAGUUUGCUAGAGCAAUGGAUAAUUAUAGAUGGAUUCAGAACAAGAUCAGGAGUGAUGAUAAUAUAAUUGAUCUUCACCCAUCUGAUAGAAUUUUUCCAAAGGAGUACAAGCCUGCUUUGGAGUACAGGAAAAUUACAAUUCCGGAGACUAACAAAAACUUGCUUGAUGAAAACGGUGAAGAUGACGAUGCAUUUAUUGAGGAAGCUGCAUCUAUCACCUCAGCUCGGAAAAAUAAAGCAAAGAGGAAGAGUAGAAAGCGCAAGAAGACAAGAAAAGAUAGUGAUGAUGAUAGGCAGAUGAAGCUUACCAAAAAAAUGUUCAUGCCUGAGAAUGCACACACCGGAUUUAGGCCUGCCUCUUCAAUGAUCAGAAAGGUUGUGAGUCAGAAGCAAAAGCAGGAAAACAAGCUAAUUGAAAAGAAGAAAGAGAAAGAACUUGAAAAGGCAGAUGAAACUUUGCUUAGUGAUGAGGUUGAGUGUAAUCGACUGACUCCCAGCCAAUUGUUUUCGGAUCCACCAGAAACUACCAAUGGGAAGAGUAAAGAAAUUGCAAAUGAACCAAUCUUAAUCGAUCUCUCGCAGUUUACCGACGAUGAAUUGAAAAAUGAUGAUAUAGGAGGGGAAGCACAGAGUGAGGAAAUUUCGGAGGUUGUGAAGGCAAAUAGUGAAUCGAAGACAGAAGGCAGUGAUGUUCAAUUUAGGGAUGUAACUGAUGAUAAAAAUAGCAUACGUGCAAAUGAACAAAUUGAGGAAAAUGAAAGUGUGGAAAUUUCCAACAAAACACAUAACAAGAAUUUGUUUACAUAUAAAAAGGACAAACAGAAUAAUACGAUUUGGAAUUCGAAAGGGGAAGGGAAAUCUGAGGAAAUACCUACGUUACCAUCUAACGCAGUGUCAGAUAAAUUUGCUUUUAAGGAACAGGUAGAUGUGUGCAAGCAGGUUAUUCCAAAAGGAGAUGCAAUUUUCAAUAUGAAUUUCAAAGAACGAGAGGGCUUUAUGAGCCAAAGAGAAGAAAUGGAGUUUUAUUCGAAAUACUUUACCGAUGACAAGGAUUUAUACUAUGAUCCGAGGCGCUUCAAUAUAAUUGAUGAUCCGUUGAUCUGCAUCAAAAGGGGCGGUUCUAAAUUUGGAAAAGUUCCACACUCUUCAGCUUCAAAUAUGAUGAUAGAAUGGCACAGAGCACUUCAGAAGGAGUGA
Molecule: messenger RNA, 3096 nt
Organism: Brettanomyces bruxellensis
Lineage: Eukaryota; Fungi; Ascomycota; Pichiomycetes; Pichiales; Pichiaceae
Exons: 1
Coding region: 1-3096 (1031 amino acids)
Biological process (GO): replication fork reversal; double-strand break repair via synthesis-dependent strand annealing; interstrand cross-link repair
Molecular function (GO): four-way junction DNA binding; 3'-5' DNA helicase activity; four-way junction helicase activity
Source: RefSeq, a predicted model, not a curated record